AUGGAUGAUCUGGCUAGGGAUAAAGAGAUGCGAAAGCGUACCAGCAACGAGGAACGGAUACAAAGGACCGCUGAAAGGACCGAUAUGAUUCUGAAUCGACUGAACGAUCUUGCAUCAAAAGAGGUUACUACUCGUGAGACGGUGGGAGAGCUGGAUAACAGGUUGCUGGCCAUCGAGAAAACACAGAAAGAUUAUUUAAUCACAAGAAACGACAUCUUCGGAAAUAACUAUCCUGAGCUAUAG
This is a messenger RNA of Cooperia oncophora, 243 nucleotides long. Lineage: Eukaryota; Metazoa; Nematoda; Chromadorea; Rhabditida; Trichostrongylidae. The record is from the annotation of a GenBank genome assembly.